Messenger RNA from Astyanax mexicanus (Mexican tetra), 1594 nucleotides. Its product is annotated as zinc finger protein 585B. NCBI's taxonomy places the organism in Eukaryota, Metazoa, Chordata, Actinopteri, Characiformes, Acestrorhamphidae. Bases 4 to 1437 code for a protein of 477 amino acids. The transcript has 2 exons. The record is from RefSeq and is a predicted model, not a curated record.
AUUAUGAUAUCCAGAAGAAUCUCAAAAACUACUACAGCAUGCAGAAGCGUGGAGAAGAGUACAGGCAAGGAGAAAACCUAUCAGUGCUCAGACUGUGGGAAGAGCUUUACUCAACUGAGUAAUUGGAAAAACCACCAGCGCAUUCACACUGGAGAGAAACCGUAUCAGUGUUUAGAGUGUGGGAAGAGUUUUAAUCAACAGAGUAAUCUGAAAAAACACCAGCACAUUCACACUGGAGUAAAACCAUAUCAAUGCUCAGACUGUGGCAAGAGUUUUAUUGGAAAGAGUGGUCUCGAAGAACACCAGCGUAUUCACACAGGAGAGAAACCGUAUCACUGCUCAGACUGUGGGAAGAGUUUUGCUCAUCAGUCUACUCUCAAACAACACCGGCGAGUUCAUAGUGGAGAGAAACCGUAUUACUGCUCAGACUGUGGGAAGAGUUUUACUCAAUGGAGUCAUCUCAAAAGACACCAAAGUAUUCACACUGGGGUAAAACCGUUUCACUGCUCAGAGUGUGGCAAGAGCUUUAUUGAACAGAGAGAACUUAUAAAACACCAGCUCGUUCACACUGGAGAGAAACCGUAUCACUGCACACUCUGUGGAAGGAGUUUUACUAAACAGGGUACACUCCGAAGACACCAGCGUAUUCACACUGGAGUAAAUCUAUGUUACUGCUCAGACUGUGGGAAGAGUUUUACUGAAUGGAGUCAACUUCAAAAACACCAAAUCAUUCACACUGGAGAGAAACCGUAUCACUGCAUAGAGUGUAGCAAGAGCUUUAAUCGAGAGAGUACUCUAAGAAAACACCAGCACAUUCAUAGUAGAGUAAAACCGUUUCACUAUUCAGACUGUGGGAAAAGCUUUACUGAAUGGAGUCAACUUCAAAAACACCAACGCAUUCACACUGGAGUAAAACCGUAUCACUGCGCAGAGUGUGGGAAGAGUUUUGCUCAACAGAGUAAUCUCAAAAGACACCAGCGUAUUCACACUGGAGUAAAUCUAUAUUACUGCUCAGACUGUGGGAAGAGUUUUACUGGGCAGAGUCAACUCCAAAAACACCAAAUCAUUCACACUGGAGAGAAACCGUAUCACUGCCUAGAGUGUAGCAAGAGCUUUAAUCGAGAGAGUACUCUAAAAAAACAUCAGCACAUUCAUAGUAGAGUAAAACCAUAUCACUGCCUAGAAUGUAGCAAGAGCUUUAAUCGAGAGAGUACUCUAAGAAAACAUCAGCGCAUUCACAGUAGAGUAAAACCAUCUCACUGCUCAGACCGUGAGAAGAAUUUUACUCAAGAGAGUCAUCUAAUAAAACACCAGCACAUUCACACUGAAGAAAAAUCGUAUUACUGCUCAGAGUGUGGGAGGAAUUUUAUUAAACAUAGGCAACUCCAAAAACACAGAUGUAUUCACACCGGAGAGAAACCAAAGGAGCAACAAUAAGAGAAAUGAAUGCCAUCCUGUUCCAAGUCAUGUCCAGCUAGGAAGGUAGGAAUUAUGACAUCCAGAAGAAUCUCCAAAACUUCUACAGCAUGCAGAAGCGUGGAGAAGAGUACAGGCAAGGAGAAAACCCAUCACUGCUCAGACUGUGGGAAGAGUU